AUGGCGGUAAUGAAAGAGGUUGAAGACAAAGCUUCUUUUCUUGGAAUUGAUUUAUUGACUGUAGAUCUUGAUUCCAUUCACCUCCCUCCCGGUGAAGACUGUGGCACGAUCAGUGACGAUGAACAAGUUCUUCAAGAGGAGAAUCUUGAGUCUGAUACUGGUUUUGGCAACAUUAUAGUAGUGGAUAAUACCCCGGUUGUUACCAAAGAGAAAUUUGCGAAGCUUGAAGGUGUUCUUAGAAAAGUUUUCAGUAAGGUUUGUGCUAUUAAGGAUGAUGGCUUCUGGAUGCCUGUGGAUCCUGUGACUGAAAAGACCGUCGGUUACUGCUUCGUUGAGUACAAUACUCCUCAGGAAGCCGAGCUUGCUAAAGAGAAUGCCCAAGGACACAAACUAGAUCGUUCUCACACAUUUAUCGUUAAUAUGUUUGAUGAUUUUGACCGUUUUAUGAGAGUGCCAGAUGAAUGGGCUCCUCCUCCUAACAAGGAAUAUGCUCCAGGGGAAAAUCUUCAACAAUGGCUUACUGAUGCUAAGGCCCGAGACCAGUUUGUGAUUCACGCCAGUUCAGAUACCGAGGUUUUGUGGAAUGAUGCUAGGCAUUUAAAGCCUGAUUCUGUAUAUAAACGUGCAUUUUGGACUGAGAGUUUUGUACAAUGGUCUCCUCUGGGCACAUACUUGGCAACAGUUCACCGCCAGGGGGCAGCAGUAUGGGGAGGUGCUACAACCUUCAAUUGUCUUAAGCGUUAUGCUCAUUCCCAGGUGAAGCUAAUUGAUUUUUCACCUGGUGAGAAGUAUUUGGCAACUUAUAGCAGCCAUGAACCAAGCAAUCCCCUGGAUGCUAAUAGGAUUGUGAUAAAUAUAUUUGAUGUGAGAACUGGUAAAGUGAUGAGAGGUUUUAAGGGAACUGUGGAUGAUUUUGCUAUCGGAGGUACCAGGGGUGUCAGUGGAGUGUCUUGGCCUGUUUUCAAAUGGAGUGGUGGAAGAGAAGAUAAGUACUUUGCAAGGAUGGGGAAGAAUAUUCUCUCUGUAUACGAGACAGAAACAUUUUCUCUCAUUGGCAAAAAGUCCUUGAAGGUUGAAAAUAUAACAGAUUUCAGCUGGUCACCAACUGAUCCAAUCAUUUCACUGUUUGUUCCUGAGACGGGAGGUGGGAACCAGCCUGCUAGGGUAUGUCUUGUUUCUAUCCCCAGCAAAGAAGAACUCAAACAAAAAAAACUACUUAGUGUCGGUGACUGCAAGAUGUAUUGGCAGAGCAAUGGGGAUUACCUUGCUGUUAAUGUGGACCGAUAUACCAAGACAAAGAAAAGUACUUACACUGGCUUUGAGCUUUUCCGCAUUAAGGAACGUGACAUACCCAUUGAAGUUCUAGAGCUUGAGAAUAAGAAUGAUAAGGUCAUUGCAUUUGCUUGGGAGCCAAAGGGACAUAGGUUUGCAGUUAUUCAUGGCGACAACCCUAAGCCCGAUAUUAGUAUCUAUUCUAUGCGAACUGCUCAGAACACUGACCGUGUUUCAAAGCUCACUACUUUAAAAGGAAAGCAGGCAAAUGCUUUAUUUUGGUCUCCUGCAGGCCGUUUCAUUGUAUUUGCAGGGUUGAGAGGCUUCAGUGGGCCGUUGGAAUUUUACAAUGUCGAUGAGCUUGAAAUCAUGGCCAGUACUAGUGAUCAUUUAAUGGCAACCGACGUUGAAUGGGAUCCAUCUGGAAGGUAUGUUGCAACUGCUGUGAGUUCAGUUGAUGAAAUGGAAAAUGGAUUCAAUAUAUGGUCUUUCACUGGCAAACAUCUUUAUAGGAUAUUGAAGGAUCACUUGUUUCAGUUCUUAUGGAGACCAAGGCCACCAUCCUUCUUGACUCCGGAGAAAGAGGAAGAGAUUGCAAAGAACUUGAAGAAGUAUAGUAAGAAAUAUGAAGCAGAAGAUCAAGAUAUUUCGUUGCUGCUGAUUGAGCAGGAGCGUGAGAGGCGGAGUGUCUUGAAAGAAGAUUGGGACAAGUGGGGGAAUGAGUGGAAGGUGCUGCACGAAGAAGAGAAGUUAGAGAGGAUGAUUCUGAGGGACGGAGAAGCUAGUGACGAGGAAGAGGACAUUGAAGUUGAGGAGGUAGUCUAUGUUACCAAUAGAUCCUUCACUUUCUCUGGUGCUCUGUGA
This is a messenger RNA of Vicia villosa (hairy vetch), 2136 nucleotides long. RefSeq names its product eukaryotic translation initiation factor 3 subunit B-like. Gene Ontology annotation, biological process: translational initiation. Gene Ontology annotation, cellular component: eukaryotic translation initiation factor 3 complex. The coding region runs from base 1 to 2136 and encodes 711 amino acids. Gene Ontology annotation, molecular function: RNA binding; translation initiation factor binding; translation initiation factor activity. Lineage: Eukaryota; Viridiplantae; Streptophyta; Magnoliopsida; Fabales; Fabaceae. The transcript is spliced from 11 exons. The record is from RefSeq and is a predicted model, not a curated record.